Molecule: messenger RNA, 1500 nt
Organism: Naumovozyma dairenensis CBS 421
Lineage: Eukaryota; Fungi; Ascomycota; Saccharomycetes; Saccharomycetales; Saccharomycetaceae
Product: UTP--glucose-1-phosphate uridylyltransferase
Exons: 1
Coding region: 1-1500 (499 amino acids)
Biological process (GO): glycogen metabolic process; UDP-alpha-D-glucose metabolic process
Cellular component (GO): cytoplasm
Molecular function (GO): UTP:glucose-1-phosphate uridylyltransferase activity
Source: RefSeq, a predicted model, not a curated record
AUGUCAGGAUCUAAAAGACACACAAAGACUCAAUCUACUUAUGCCUUCGAAAGCAACACAAGUAAUGUCGCAGCUUCUCAAAUGAGAAAUGCUCUAAACAAAUUGGCUGAUUCUGUCAAAGAUGAACAAUUACGUUUCCAAUUCGAAAAUCAAUUAGAUUCAUUCUUCUCCCUAUUCAGAAGAUAUCUUGUUGAAAAAUCUUCUGGUUCCACUUUAGAAUGGGAAAAGAUUAAAUCUCCAAAUCCAAAUGAAGUCGUGGAUUAUAACGUUAUCAGUCAACAACCAGAAAACGUUACUAAUUUAUCUAAAUUGGCUGUCUUAAAAUUAAAUGGUGGUCUUGGGACAUCAAUGGGGUGCGUGGGUCCAAAAUCUGUCAUCGAAGUUAGAGAUGGUAACACUUUCUUAGACCUUUCUGUAAGACAAAUUGAACAUUUAAAUAGACAAUACGAUAGUGACGUCCCCCUAUUAUUAAUGAAUUCAUUUAAUACGGAUAAAGAUACUGAACAUUUAAUUAAAAAAUAUUCUGCUAAUAGAAUUAGAAUUAGAUCUUUUAAUCAAUCUAAAUUCCCAAGAGUAUAUAAGGAUUCCAUGUUACCAGUGCCAACUACUAUUAAUGACCCAUUAGAUGCUUGGUACCCACCUGGUCAUGGUGAUCUUUUCGAAUCAUUACAUGCUUCUGGUGAAUUAGAUGCUUUAAUUGCUCAAGGUAGAGAAAUCCUUUUCGUUUCAAAUGGUGAUAAUUUAGGUGCUACUGUGGAUUUGAAAAUAUUAAAUCAUAUGUUAGAAACUGGUGCUGAAUAUAUUAUGGAAUUGACCGAUAAGACAAGAGCAGAUGUGAAAGGUGGUACUUUAAUUAAUUAUGAUGGUCAAGUUAGAUUAUUAGAAGUUGCACAAGUUCCAAAGGAACAUAUUGAUGAAUUUAAAAAUAUUAGAAAAUUUAAAAAUUUUAAUACAAAUAAUUUAUGGAUUAAUUUAAAGGCAAUUAAAAGAUUAAUUGAAUCAAGUGCUUUACAAAUGGAAAUCAUUCCAAAUGGUAAGACAAUUGUAAGAAAUGGUCAUGAAAUUAAUGUAUUACAAUUAGAAACUGCUUGUGGUGCUGCAAUUAGACAUUUUGAAGGUGCUCAUGGUGUAGUGGUUCCAAGAUCAAGAUUCUUACCAGUGAAAACUUGUUCAGAUUUAUUAUUAGUAAAAUCUGAUUUAUUCUAUUUACAACAUGGUGCUUUGAAACUUGAUCCAACAAGAUUUGGCCCAAAUCCAUUAAUUAAAUUAGGUUCUCAUUUUAAAAAAGUUUCCAAUUUCAAUUCAAGAAUUUCUCAUAUUCCAAAAAUUGUUGAAUUAGAUCAUUUAACCAUUACAGGUAACGUUUUCUUAGGUAAAGAUGUCACUUUAAGAGGUACAGUUAUCAUUGUUUGUUCUGAUGGACAAAGAAUCGAUAUCCCAAAUGGUUCCAUAUUGGAAAAUGUUGUCAUCACAGGUAAUUUACAAAUAUUAGAACAUUGA